AAAAACACAACACUCUUAGAGUGAAAACACAACACUCUCAGAGCAUCUCACAACACCCUAAACCUAAUUUCAGACGUCGGCGAAUCUUGCUUCACCGGCGAGAAUCUCCACUUCCACCGGCGUCGAUUUCAAUAUGGGCUCGGUGUCUCGACCUAGAUCUGAUUCGGAGCUGGGUUUCUCUCGACUUCUCGUCCUCUCCGUAGCUCUAUUCUUCUGCUCCGACUGUUUCUCGUUCGCCGGACUUCUCGUCUUCUCUGUUGUUCGACUGAUAAGGAGCUGGGUCUGUAGCUUAUUGCGAGGUUUGAAGCUCUUUAUCAAGGAAGGAGACGAAGCUGAAAGGAAAAGAAGGAAGAGAUUUCAGAUUCUAAUUAGGUUUGGGUCAAGUCGCGUACCAAAAAGGAUGGUACGCCAGUCAAUACUAAUGCAGCUGAAAAGAUUAGAAAGGCAGCUGAGGUGGAGAGUAAUGAUCAGUCCACAACAACCAAUCCAAAAGAAGAUGGUGAAGAGUAAGUGUAUGGCUCAAAUGGAAGAAAAGCAACUACAUUUGCAGCGAAAGGUGGAUGACUUAGAAGCUGUAAUUGCAAAUUAUCAGAGAGGAGAUGCUGAAGUAGGUGAAAACUCAGCUCCAAGAAAGAUAUUGUCCCUAAGAGCCCAAGCACAAAUUCUGCUAAUAAGUGUAAACUAAUGGAUUGGAAUGGAGACGAAAAAGUUCUUGUUGCUGAAGGGCGGUGGAUGACACAAGAACGCAAAGCAUUGGUUAAUGGACUUCCUCUCGGGCCAAAUGCUGUAAAAGUAUUUGUGGAUGUGGUACACCGACCGGAGACCUUUCUGUGGAGGCCUACUACAGAAUUGCAAACCAUUGAGGACUGUUUGAAGUCAUUUGUAGCAUGGCCUGCUAGAAGAGUUGUUUUUGGAACAACAUCAGAGGGAGAUGCAACGACGUCACGAUCUCCGGUUGCAACUCCACGGAGGGAAACAGUCUCAUCUCAGCUUGAGAAAUCUGCAGCAACUCCAUCACCUCCUGUGAAAAAAGCUAAAAGUGCUUCAGAAUCACAUGUUGUUAGGAGAUCUCCGCGUAAGAAGGCAAACCAAGUUUCAAUGGAAAAUCUGAGGUGUAAGUUGAUGGCUAUAACUGGGAAGAAGCAGGUCGUUGCCGAAGGUCGCUGGUCUUCAAACAAUCCGGACCAAGUUGUCCACUUUGUUCCCUUGGGGCCAAAAGGAGUACGAGUUUGGGUCGAUGUUGUCAAAGUUAAAGAUGCCGCUGUUUGGAGACCUUCUGAUGAAAUCGAGGUUAUGGAAGAUGCAAUAGGUUCAUCUAUUGCAUGGCCAGAGGACAAAGUGGUUCUCUUUUGAACUUUGAAACUUUUGGUUGUUGUUGUGAUAUUUAGUAUUAAAACUUUGUUUGAACGGAUGUUUUGUUUGUGAACGGAUGUAUCGUUGGAUCUUUAUGUAUUAAUGCAUGUUUGGAUUUGAAUUA
Arabidopsis lyrata subsp. lyrata is the source of this 1477-nucleotide messenger RNA. RefSeq lists its product as uncharacterized. Bases 134 to 685 code for a protein of 183 amino acids. The record is from RefSeq and is a predicted model, not a curated record. The transcript is spliced from 9 exons. NCBI's taxonomy places the organism in Eukaryota, Viridiplantae, Streptophyta, Magnoliopsida, Brassicales, Brassicaceae.